Molecule: messenger RNA, 754 nt
Organism: Suillus paluster
Lineage: Eukaryota; Fungi; Basidiomycota; Agaricomycetes; Boletales; Suillaceae
Exons: 5
Coding region: 154-699 (181 amino acids)
Source: RefSeq, a predicted model, not a curated record
GCCCGACGGAGUGCUCCCUCCCACACUUACAUCUAAACAAGAAAGUUCGCACGGUCAGUACAUACCGACGGGUCGCAGUCGACUCGGACGUGGCCGCACCUUGCAACUUCAGACCUUCUUAUAUACCACCACGUACACCCAGAUUCUGCAAGGAUGGCGGUGAAAACGCAUACCUGGAUUACUCUUUGGUUUAUCCUCACUACACCUGUCAUCUUCUGGGAUGUGGGAUACUGUUUCAUGCGGCCACGGUCCAUGCUCGGGGGAGACCUCCACUGGAUCUGGAAACCGUACGAAAUAUACCAGAAUGUCGAUUAUGUUUAUGGUAUCAAAGCUCUAGAGGAAAACAAUGGGUUCACAAACGCACAGUCUUUCCUCAACGUCGUAGAGACCCUCAUGAAUCUCGCAUACGUGUACUUGGCACACGUCUCGGGCUGGUCCCCCGCCCCCAUCCUCGGGUUCGCAGCAGCGACAAUGACGCUGUCUAAAACCAUUUUAUACUGGGCACAGGAGUACUAUUGCGGCUUCUGUGCCAUCGGACACAACACCUUGUCCGACCUGGUUUUAUACUGGAUUAUACCCAAUGGAUUGUGGAUCGUCGUCCCUAGUCUCAUCGUUGUGAGACUAGGAAAAGAUAUCGCUGCCUCGCUCCACGUCGCGGAGCGCGCUGAGACCAAGGCCGCUUCUGGAAAGCAGAAAUGAUGGGUUCCCCAGACUACCAGAUGAGAUGAAAAUGGUAUUUUUACAUUACUAACCU